CCGGCGUUAGGGCCGCCCCGCCGAGAUGACUUCCCUGGGCCUGGUGAUGGAGAGCGGCCAGGUGCUCCCGGCCUUUCUGCUCUGCGGCACACUGCUGGUCAUCAAGAUGUACGUGGUGGGUGUCAUCACAGGCCACACGAGGCUUCGGAAGAAGGCUUUUGCCAAUCCCGAGGACGCCCUGAAACGUGGAGGCCUCCAGUACUUCAGGAGUGACCCGGAUGUGGAGCGUUGCCUCAGAGCCCACCGCAAUGACAUGGAGACCAUCUACCCCUUCCUCUUCCUGGGUUUCAUCUACUCAUUCCUGGGACCCAACCCUUUGAUUGCCUGGAUACAUUUCCUCGUUGUCCUCACGGCCCGUGUGGUACACACGGUGGCCUACCUUGGCAAGCUGAACCCACGAGUCCGCUCCGGGGCCUACGUCCUGGCCCAGUUCUCCUGUGUCUCUAUGGCCCUGCAGAUCCUCUGGGAAGUGGCGCACCAUCUGUGACCAGCAGCUAAAGCCUCCUCAGCUACCACACUGUGGACAGUCACGGGGCUGGACCUGGGGAUGUGGUGUCCCUUCUAGACUAGGGAUGGGCUCAGGUCCUGGGUUCCUAGCCACGUAGGUAUAUGGAUCCCGGGCCCCAAUGUGCACAUGCGUUUCUUAGCCUCUUGGGAUCCUGGGUGAAGUGCCCGAUUAGAACCACUUACAGAUGAGUUCAAGACUGACUGAACAUCCUUCACCUCGAGAAAUGCCUUAGGCAGCACACUGCACUCCCUCUUGCCCUUAAAACGGAAAGGACGGAGGAAUCUCCGACACAGCCAUCACUCCACACAGGGCUAAAAAUGAAGGCCUCACAGACCUGCCCACUAUUCUGACCCAGCCUGAGGAGAGAUACCUGGCUGGUGUGUGCCCCAGGAAGUCCUCGCAAGAGGCCCCGAGGUGGCCAUCUCCCUAUGGAGGUGGGGUACUUGCUGUGUUUCAGAGAUGGGUAGGUAAGAGCUUUGCUGUCCCCCACUGGGUCACACCUCCCUGCCCUCUGAGUGCGUGCUUGGGUGGCACAGCUCAGGAUGGAGAGUGUUUCCAGCUCAGCCUGCUUGUUCAUGGCCUCCGCUCCUCCAAGGACUGCAAGUCGAGGCUGGGCCUUGACCAACUGCUGAAAAGGAACUUUGGGCUUCGUCAGCAUCUGUGAGGCUUGAAGAUGGAUGCCAAAUGACUAGCCCAGUGGAAAGCCUCAUUUGCGUGUGUGGUGUCCCUCCAGAGUCCUCCUGAGACCUGUUCAGGUUUAGUCAUUAAACAGCAAUGUGUGACCUGUGAA
Psammomys obesus (fat sand rat) is the source of this 1298-nucleotide messenger RNA. It is a transcript of the gene Ptges, whose product is annotated as prostaglandin E synthase. Lineage: Eukaryota; Metazoa; Chordata; Mammalia; Rodentia; Muridae. The record is from RefSeq and is a predicted model, not a curated record. Gene Ontology annotation, biological process: prostaglandin biosynthetic process. The transcript is spliced from 3 exons. Gene Ontology annotation, cellular component: membrane. Bases 26 to 487 code for a protein of 153 amino acids. Gene Ontology annotation, molecular function: prostaglandin-E synthase activity.